AUGCAUUCCGAUAGUGUUUACCGGCUCGUUGACGAGCUGGUCGAAUCGAUCGGGCAACAGUAUCGUGCGCGCGUGGACGUAAAAACGGUGAAAAAAUGUAAAUCACGAGCAUUUGGAAUACUGCUCGGGAAACCAGAUGCUGCUUCCGGCGUUGUCGAACAACCCGUGCCAACCAGUGUGACGGAAUGUGUGCCGUCCGAUCCGCUGGCAAUGCUGGAAUGUCAUCACUUUCAGAUGCAGAUAACUUCACGGUACAGAUAUCAAAUUGAGCGUUGUGAACGGUUCGGGCGGUUGUUGGAUCAGAUCCGCACGUUUCAAUCCGGCGGUUGUCACGAGCUGCACGAAACGGAGCGGGUAUUGUUACAGUUUUUACUAUCGUUGAAAAAUUCCUCCACCGAUUGCAGUGACGUCCUCGCGGAGUCACCUUUUUUCGGCCACAGUAAAAUGCCGGCCGCACGGUACGGUCCUUAUCCGAUCUUCCUCCCCGAAGAUUUUCGGAUGGAUGAACGAUUGCUAACCGGAUGCUACGAUCAAAAGGCCAAUCCAUACUUGUUUCGUGCAACGCACGACGUUUUUACCACAAACAUUGCCAACAUAAUUGCCAACGAAGCGGACAGGCAGGAUCCGCUCCCGGUGGAGUGUUCCUAUUUCAGCGACAAAAUGGCAUCCCUGGGCCAUUACCAAGGUCCGUUUCGUUACAAUCUGCUUCGCGCGAUCCGACAGACAACCGCUGAACCUUACGAGCUGUUUACAAACUUCGACAUCGUUCAUGUUGGUAGGCGCGUUCGAGCGAUCGAAGAAGAAUCGUUAAUUUUCGGCAUGAACUGGGAAAACCUUGGCCAACGCUACAUACCGGGCGAGAAACCAUUUGCUUCCGAAUGUCCCGGUGCGCUUUUUCGGUUAAAUGCUGCGCGAGAAAAUGCCCUGGGGCAUAAGCUUCCAGAAAUGAAAGUUGUCUCCCGGUUGAAUUUUAUACGCGAUAUCAAAUUUCUCAUCACCGGCGUUAGUUCUAGCCUGUUCCAGUUCAAUGAAAGCAAUCGUUUUACGGCACUUGCCAACACUACCAUUGAGGACGUCAAAAUCGAAUCGAUUCAAACGUUUAUCAAUCAAGCGCUAGUGAUCGGUACCUGCUUUCGGCGUUUGCUAAUGAUGACGAGAAAAAAUCCCUACACGCUCGAGCUCAUCAUGGAAGGUUUCGUGUUUAGAGCAUUCUGUGAAAGUGUGGAGAACUUUCUGUGCUGCUACCGUGUGCUCGUUAACAGCUACGCGGGUGAAUCGUUGCUUCAGCUGCUGCAAAUGCUUUCCCCGGCGAAUGAACAGUUGCUCUCGAUGGCUAAACUGUGCAGCCUUCAUCCGGGCAAUGAGAGUGAUCGUGAGUUUCCGACCGGUUCGCUACUGCUCGAUCAUUUGUACCGUGAGCUGAUUCAGAUUACGCAGCCGAGCGUAAGCGUCUUCCUGCUGGCAACGCUGAGACGCUGCUGUCUCGAGUAUUUUGCGAUCUUUCAACGAUGGUUGUUUCACGGCCAGCUGCACGAUCCUUCCGGUGAGCUGUUUGUGCUCUUCGUCGACCAUUACCGUUCGAAUACAAAGCACUUCUUCGACAAGGCGUACUUUAUCCGGCGGAAAAGUGUGCCCGGCUUUCUGAAGGGAUACGCUGAGGAUAUUCUACUGUGCGGAAAGUACGUCAUGCUGCUAAGAGCUUUCCGGCCAUUGCACCCUUUGUUCACUCUUCGUCAUCCAGAGCUGAACGUUUGCUUGUCCUUUGACGAAAUCUCAAAACUGCGCUCAAAAUGGUUGCGGUACGUUGCACAAGCACGGCAACUCUGCGGACCAGCCGUUUCCGUGCGCGAACUGUACGAAACGAAACAGAACGAACGGGUCGAAUUUUAUCGCCUGGUCGAGGAAAACUUCCGCACCUACAUGGACCAGUGGCGGGUGGAGCAGGAAACGGAAGCGCAGGAACAGAAGCGACGGAAGCAAAAGCAGAUGGAAGAUUUAUUGGAUCACUUGAACGAGAUCCGUGAAAAUAAACUCAUGGCUAAGCGGAAAGAACUGCAAGACGAGAUGCAGCUCGAGCAGGAUCGGCUCGAGAUGGAAAAUAAGCGACUAUUGCGUGAAAACCUGGAGCUUACGGAUCGUGUAAAGAAGUAUACGGCACUGAAUACCAUGAUGGACGCAAAGCUGGAUGGAUUGCAUGCUGCCACGGUGGAGCUGAGCAUCGUGCCCAUGGUUACAAUCACUACGGACGGUACGGAUGGAGCGAGUGAUGAACCACCGUUUCACAGUUGCCGUGAUAGCCGGGCCAGUACGGCAAGCGUUUCCAUUUAUGAAGAUGCUCAGAAAUCACCAUCCCUGAGUGUGGAUUCAUCUCCGUACGGUGCCGAUAGUACGAGCAGCUGUAGUUCGGCUGCCAAGAGCGAUCUUUCAACUUCCGGCGCAGAAGAUCACGAUUGUACGGUCGUUGAGGGUCCAAUUGUUCCAAAACUCGACACAGCGUCGACAAUGCUGGAGAGUGAUCGCAUUAAUUCAAACGUUCCAACGGUAGAGACUGCAAUGAGCGAAGGUGAAAGAAACCGGGCAAAAGUACUGGGAUCAACGGUGGGUGUGUAUCUGAAUGAGGAUCAUGCUAACGCGAACGUAGAGCAGCUUGUAGUAGCAACGGCAAGUGCCGGAUUACGCAAGCUAACUGAGGCGCAACGUAACAAAUUGAAAAUAUUGUCUCAAGAGUUCGAAAUUGCUCCACCGGAAGAUGCAACCGGAAUGGACGUUAAUAGUAACCGGUUGGCCGAACGACGCAAAAAUCGGGAACGAAUACUGAUCAGUGAUUACACGAGUCGCGAGGAGACAAACUCGGAGCCACCGGCAAGCCAAGUUGAAGGGCAAGAGCUGACGGAACUACAGAAAAAUCGGCGCAAGAUUAUGAGUCAAGAAUAUAAUUUACUCACCGAUCGGGGCGCACCGGAUGGAACGUCCGGGCGUGACCCGAAUCAGAAGCCCACGAUGUAUUUGAAUCUUGAUUCGGACCGCGCUAGGAACCGUCGCCGUAUAUUAGAGUCGGAGUUUAACAUCGCGACCGGGGUGGAAAAUUUUCCCGCCUCACCAAUGUCGGUCGAUAGUGAUACGGUCGAUGAAGCGACAAGUCCUUCGGUUGCGGUGAUAACCAGUAAUGAGCACGACUUGCAGCAGGAUGUUAACGCAAAUCCGGUCACGCAGAAGGCGAAUGGUUUGAAGCUGGACGUACUGGCAGCGGCUGAUGCUGCGGAAAGGUUCGCUAUUGACAGACGCUUUGGUAUACCGGAUACUGCUGCACUGGAACUGGAGACACCGGCCAGUGCAAUGAAAGCGACCGGCGAACCGGCAGAUGGGCUUGACGGUGGGUUUGAUUUUACCCGGGCGAAAGCACUGGAAAGAAGAGAAGGAUCGAGUGCUUGUACGAGUUUGGUACCAGCUUCGGCGAUUAUUAGUACAGAAGAGCCACAAGUGGAGGAGGAAGACGACGAAAUUUACCGUGAAUUUGUCCUUGCGAUGAAGAAACAGAGUGCAAACUUUUGUCGCUUAGCGAUACCUUCCUCGGAGGAGGAGUCCGAACCGGAGCAGGAUUCCAAGGGCCAAGCGCUUGAAAAUGAGCUAAACAGUGUGGAUGUGCUUACCAUUACACGCUUCCUGCAGUACUCGUUGGUGAUACCCCUGAAAGCCCACAUGGAGAUAGUGAACAAUGAGAUAUUGAAGAUGUAUCUGUACGAUCUGGACAUACUGGGACAUUUCGAAAGUCUGCGUAACUACUUCCUGCUGAUGGAUGGUGAAUUUUCGACCCACAUCUGUGACAAUUUGUUCAACCGGUUGGAAACAGUAAGAACUCCGGAGGAACUGCUUAACUACCAGACGCUUCAUUCCAUUCUGGACGGUGCACUGUACUCGAGCAAUGCUGGAACCGAUCAAAACGCCAACCGACUAUCGUUCAUCGUGUGUCAGGUACCGGAAAAGUUUGAUCUUUAUUCGCCGAAUGUGUUUAGCAUGUUGAAUCUAAGCUACCGGGUCGAGUGGCCCCUGAACUUGAUCUUCUCCAUGGAAACGAUCGAACAGUACACGAACGUGUUUAAGUAUUUGGUAAAGGUGCGCCGGGUGAGUUACGUGCUGGAGGAUUCCUUUCAACUGCUAAAGGAAGCUAGCAAGCGGCUGGGAAAACCGUUGCUUCAUUCACCACAGUACGCACGCGUGCAGCUUAUCCGGCACAAGUUGUCCCAUCUGGUGAACGCACUCAAGAAUUACAUCACCAGCAGUGCACUGCACGCAUCCUGGGAAGCGUUCCGAGAGGAUCUGCAAGAUUCCACCGAAACCAUGGAAGAUCUGUUCCGGAAGCACCGUACAUAUCUGAAGCGGGUGAUCUUUCUCUGUCUUCUCAACAGAAGGAGCAUCGAGUUUUACAACAAUAUAGAGCAGAUCUUUCGCGUUGUGCUUCGGUUCUAUCGCCAUCUGCGGUCGAAGGAGUGGCGCUUGCAGGAACCACCGGUACCGGGAACGAACGGCAUGCAGUAUUACGUACAUCCACGCUACCGACAGAUUCUGGACGACGAGCUGGACUUUGAGAAGCUGAUCAAGUACACCAUCUUCCUGGGGAAUAAGAUGUACGACCAUGGGUAUCAGAAGGAAAUAUCAGAGUUCCUGCAUGUUAUCAAUAUCAAUGGUUACUACGAUGAUGUGAAGCCUGUUGUUAGUUAA
Anopheles marshallii is the source of this 4719-nucleotide messenger RNA. RefSeq names its product gamma-tubulin complex component 6 (gene Grip163). Gene Ontology annotation, biological process: cytoplasmic microtubule organization; spindle assembly; meiotic cell cycle. The transcript is spliced from 4 exons. Gene Ontology annotation, cellular component: gamma-tubulin complex; spindle pole; equatorial microtubule organizing center. The record is from RefSeq and is a predicted model, not a curated record. Bases 1 to 4719 code for a protein of 1572 amino acids. Gene Ontology annotation, molecular function: gamma-tubulin binding; microtubule minus-end binding. NCBI's taxonomy places the organism in Eukaryota, Metazoa, Arthropoda, Insecta, Diptera, Culicidae.